This is a messenger RNA of Nasonia vitripennis (jewel wasp), 685 nucleotides long. RefSeq lists its product as uncharacterized. The transcript has 2 exons. NCBI's taxonomy places the organism in Eukaryota, Metazoa, Arthropoda, Insecta, Hymenoptera, Pteromalidae. The coding region runs from base 16 to 660 and encodes 214 amino acids. The record is from RefSeq and is a predicted model, not a curated record.
UUACUGAAUAGCAAGAUGACUAGCGUGAUUGAUAGAAGUUCAAGUGAAUAUAAUGUAUUGUUUAGAAAUACAAUAUUGCAAUGUCAAGAAGAAGAAAAAGUUUAUCUCCGUGACAUUCAAGGUUUUCAAAGAAUUGCCGACGAUACUUUUAUUUUCAAGGAAAUCAGUUUUCUCAAUUUGAGUAAAACUGCUUUACCGACUGCGUAUCUCUUUAAACCUCCAUUACCAUGGGAUGAACUAACAGAGGAAGAAAAAUGUAUGACUCACUGGAUUGAAAAGAGCCAUCACGGCAUAGAAUGGGAUUCUGGAGAUAUUCCAUAUCACCGUCUUCAUAAAAUUUUAGAAAUAUGUACGCAAGGAGUCACAAAAUUAUUCGUCAAAGGAAAGCAGAAAGCAGAAUGGAUAAAAAAUUUAUUGCCCGAUUUAUCAAUCACAAACGUCGAAAAUUUUGGCUGUCCAUCGUUUGAAAAAAUAAUAUAUGAUAAGCAGUUCGUCUGCUUUAAUCACGAUCUCUGCAUUAGAAGAGUGCCUAUGUGUGCUGUUCGAAACGUUAUUGCAAUACGAACCUGGCUACUCGAUUAUUUAGAUGAUCGAUUUAGUUUAGAUACGGUGGAUAAUCAAAAUUCAAAAUGUAUUUGCUUAUACUGGAAAUCAGCUUAACUAAAUAAAAAAUGAUUUUAAUAAA